AAAGUGAAGUUGUGUCAGCUGGAGGCGGACGGACGCGCUGCAGGUCGCAGGAAUGUAAACUACGGGCCCAGAUGGACGAGACGAGUCCUUUGUUGGGCAGCCAGCCGCACCAGGAUCCAGACCUGGUGUCUCCAAACCUGAGGCCGAGACACCAGGAACUGAUCCCAACACCAUGUGGACCGAUAAAGCCCUGGUCCGAGCUGUCGGGCCUUUUGAGGCUCUAUUUCUGCUUCAGCACCGUGUCUCUGCUGGCGCUGCUCGGCCUCACAGCAUCCAGCAUCUACAAGCAGCACAUGGACGCAGAGGUGUCUGAUGAGGACAACUUCACCGUGUCUCUCAUCCAGCUGGUCGGGAUACUGUUCUGCAUCUACUACAUCAGCCGUGGCGUGUUGCAGGAGAACCGGCAGGAACUGGUGGCGUUUGUGCUCACCGUCUUGGUGGUCAUGAUUCGGUCGGUGGUUAACUUCUCCGUGCUGGGGUCGAAGGGCAAGCAGGAGCUGCUGGUUCGUUUCGUGUGCAUCAUGUGUCUGGGUGUCGUGCACGUCUUCUGCACCAUGCUGCUCAUCCGGAGGCCCAACAUGAUGGCGUUCCGCGUGGGUGGAGCCUUGGAGAGCCUGCAGGAGCAGUAUUUCCUGCUCAACCUCUGUUUCUCCAUGGUGACCUUUGACCUGCAGGCUCAGCUGUGUCUGUGCAUCCUGAUCACGACGUCAGACUCGGCCAUGUCCACCACCAACAGCAUCAUCCUGGGCGUGGGGGUGAUCUGGGCCUGCCUCACCGCUGCUGUGGGAGCUGGUGCAGUGUUGAAGGAGUCCAAGGGCUCGGUUUGGGCCUUCAUGGUGCUGAGUCUUCCUCAAGUCGCCUUCUUUGUGUAUCUGCUGUACACGGUUGUGGAGAAGUGGUUCCACGACAACACGUACACUCUGGAGGCAGCCGCCGUCACUGGAGCUUUGAUUUCGCUGGUGAUCAAAGUGGUUUUAUUCUGGGGCCUUAUCAGACUGGUGCACAGCUUUGGACAAGGCCUGAGAGAGAGAAUGUUUGCAUCCAGCUAGUCUUAACCCGUCAGGUCACACCUGCAUGCUGAGUGCCUAAUAACACAGUUAAGAAGCUUUAGCCGUGUGCCGCCGACCACGGAGCUCCGGUUUCAGCAUUAACUCCACCAAACUGAUCACUCUACUGUUAGUUUAGCCAAAUGUGUUGUUUACUGAGUAGAUUUUUUACUUUGGCCUGUUUACAGAAUUUUCCGUAAAUCAAGUUUAUAUUGUUUUCUGUUUACACCUGGUGUCUGUACCUGAACACUUUGCUGGGAUGAUGAUGUCUGAUCUACCUGCUAUUAACAUGCGUGGUCCAGAUCGUACCCACAGUGUGAACGCCAGCCGGCUGAUUUGGCUCAUCCCAGGCAGUAGAGCUGCUGUUUGGACUCAAACGUUACUGCUGCUACCUGCAGCUUUUCUCACACUUCUUUUGAUUCGGUUCCUUUCUUCAGAACAUGAUCACAGUUUCACAUUUGGCUGAGAUCUGAUCACGAUGGAUCCCCGAAUGUGGUCAGACUGAUGUGAUUCCAAUCUACGUCUUACGUGUGUUUUCCCUUGUAGAGAUAAUUUACACAGAUCAUACUUUCAGAACGGAUAUAGGAAAUAUAGUUUUAUACAUUUCAUCUACGACUACUAGAAGAACGCAUGCCUUCUCACACACUGGGUUAACGAGGAUUUUUAAUGAGUGUAUUUGCUCUGAUAAUAAAUCAAUCCAGCAGAAAUGCAUUUAUAAUGUAACUUUUUUUUUUACCUCAAAAGGUAAUUUUUGUUUGUUUGGUGUAAAUAAUAUUCGGGGUUUGACUGACUUUGAUUUGCUUUUUAAAACUGUAACUGUCUUAAAUUAGAUCCUGUGAUCUGUGGACUUCUGCUCUUUGGGAUAUUUUCAUUAUUAACUGAUGUCUUUUACUGAACUUUAUGCUGCACCUUAAUGCAUUCAAGUGUUUUUUUCAUCCAAAGUUCUUAAUAAAAUAUUAAAAGAAGA
Stegastes partitus (bicolor damselfish) is the source of this 2013-nucleotide messenger RNA. RefSeq lists its product as uncharacterized. The transcript has 9 exons. The coding region runs from base 72 to 1049 and encodes 325 amino acids. NCBI's taxonomy places the organism in Eukaryota, Metazoa, Chordata, Actinopteri, Pomacentridae. The record is from RefSeq and is a predicted model, not a curated record.